Messenger RNA from Macaca mulatta (Rhesus monkey), 4248 nucleotides. RefSeq names its product proteasome 26S subunit, non-ATPase 5 (gene PSMD5). Gene Ontology annotation, biological process: proteasome assembly. NCBI's taxonomy places the organism in Eukaryota, Metazoa, Chordata, Mammalia, Primates, Cercopithecidae. Gene Ontology annotation, cellular component: cytosol. The record is from RefSeq and is a predicted model, not a curated record.
AGUCAGAUUUCCCCUCAGACUCAGAUUCUGUAUCCAUCACCUUCACCUAGAUGACAUCCUCUUCUUCAUGUCUUCUUUCUCUUUCCAAGUCCUUUGCUUUAUUUUGAAGGUUCUUCUGCAUCUCUUUAUAGGUAUAAGCAAUUUAUUGAAAUCUUUUUUAAAAGCCAAGCUUUAAUCCAGGAAAGGAUCCAUAUCAAUUGCAGCAUCAGUGAGGCCUGAGGUCUGGCAUCAGACAGCAUUCAAUUUCCUCUGUCUGCAAAGACUUCUUCCUAUGGACAUAGACUCUCAGUUGUGACUAAAGAUUGAAACUUGAGUAGCUCACUAAUUUCACUUUCCCUGAUAUCAAUGAAUCUUAAACCCACCUGUUUUGCAGACACUAAGUUUUUUUAACUUCUUCAUUAGCUCUAGGGAAAAUGCAUCAUCAUUCACACAUCCUCCCACAGUUUCCAGCAAGCUUAAGAGUGGCUGAUUUUAUAUCACCCAUCACCUCUUUUAUCACUACCAAAGAAUCAGCAAUAUUGUACUGUUGCCAUGUUUCUUUCAGAGUAAGGCGAAGGUUUUUUUAAAUACAGUCAGCAAAGUGGUCAAACAUAUGUUUGGUGUAAUACCUCCCAAAUGCUUCGAUUAUACCCUAACCCAAGGGCUGAAGAAAGCUAGGGCCUUCCUGAGGGAGAAACACAAUCAACAUUAGAAUGAACAAAGAAUAAUGAAUCUGGGUGAUUGGGACCUCCGUCCACAAUUAGCAACAUUCUGAUUUCCGGAUUUUUUUUUCUGUUAAAUGACUUCGGACUUGAUGGAUAAAAAAAUAACAAAACCAAUCCAUAAAGUGGCAAUGGUGAUUCUGGGUGUGUUCACAAGAAAACAGGAAGGCGUUUAUCUCUUUCUGAAAGACAAGUGGGGGAUUAGAGUCCUUGUAAAGCAGCAGUGGUUUUAUCAUUUUGUCACCUGAGGCACUGCCACAAAAAAAAUGAGGGAAAUCCUGUCCUUAGCCUCCUCUAAGCUUUCCAGAGUUUUGUCUUUUGCCCCAAAAGUAGGAAGGCACGCACAGAAAAGAUGGGUCGUCUCCUUGGUGUUGAAGACCUGUUGAGGCACAUAGCCUCUCUCCAGUUGCUUGGAAUACUCGGUGCCCACUCAGCAUUUAAGGGUCCUUCCUCCCCAUCAACCUGGUACAUUGCAAAACAGCAGCGAUUUUUAAAGUUCUCAAACCACCCCUUGCUCCCAUGAUACUUAUUUGGGUUGUCCUCCCCAGAUGUUUCCUACAGGUUCCCUGUGGAUAUAUUAGGCCUGGUUGCAGAUGGCCUUCCCGGUCAGAUGUCGCCCUCUACCAUCUGGCCCUCCACCUAAAAGGUUAACUGGAUCUCCACCUUCACGAUGUUUACAUUACCGGGAAUACACAGCAGCUUGGAGCAGAUGGGCGACCAACUUUCCACACUGGUUUUUUUUGGUUUUGGGGUGGGGGGAGGGCGCCAAGGUGUUGGGGAAGCAGGGUCUUGCUGUCACCCAGGCUGGAGUGCAGUGGCAUAAUCACAGCUCACUGCAGCCUCGACCUCCCAGGCUUAGGUGAGCCUCCCGCUUCAGCCUCCCGAGUAGCUGAGACUACAGGUGCGUGCUACCACACCGCACUGAUUUUUUUCUUCUUCUUUUUUUUUUUCUUUUUGGUAAAGACUGGGUUCUCACUAUGUUGCCCAGGCUGGUUUCGAACUCCUGGGCUCAAGCGAUCCUUCCGCCGCGGCCUCCCAAAGCGCUGAGAUUACAGGCACGGCCACCGCGCCCACAGCUGCUUCUCCUUGGUGGACUGAUCAACACCAACAAGGCGGCGCACGUCCCUAUUACUCACGCCUUUGUCCGGCUCCUGGAGAAUACUCAUCCAGUCUUCCUGGAGGCACGACGCUCCGCCUCCUCUUGACAGGUGUCUGGCCCAGGAUCAAGAUUCCCCUCCAGGCCUCCGCUCCGCCUGGGGCGGCCUCACCUGCGGUCGUAGCCGCGGUGGCCUCCCUAACGGCUGCGGUCGCCCCCGCCUAGAGCCUGGUUUUGGAGCCGCGAGGCCGCCCACGAAGCUCUUUAACUUCCCGUAAGUCCCCAUCCUCGCCGCUCCGCUGGCUGGGAAUUUGGCAAGUCUUGCCCUACGCGAUAAACACGUAAGCCAACUGGCUAACUGGCCUCCGCAAUCUCCUGAGCAGCGCCCUAGAUGACGCCAGACAGAGGGAGCCGCAGCCACUGGCUACAGUUGACACGGCACUAACGGACACUUCUCGCGAGGCUUGGCAGCCCCAUAGCAAUCUCAGGGACAAGGAGGCUGUGAUCAGCAGAUCUCGCGACGUUCAGGGAAGCGCCCCGGGAACCGGGCCGCUGGGCCAACCCCUGCGUGGGGAGGGGCAAGAUGGCGGCCCAGGCCUUGGCGUUGCUGAGGGAGGUAGCGAGGCUGGAAGCGCCGCUGGAGGAGCUACGCGCUCUUCACUCAGUGCUGCAGGCAGUGCCGCUCAACGAGCUUCGCGAGCAAGCGGCGGAGCUGCGCCUCGGCCCGCUCUUCUCCCUGCUUGAUGAGAACCAUAGGGAAAAGACUGCUUUGUGUGUAUCCAUUCUGGAGAGACUGCUGCAAGCUAUGGAACCAGUUCACGUGGCCCGGAACCUCAGGGUUGACCUGCAGAGGGGACUAAUUCACCCUGAUGAUUCUGUAAAAAUCCUUACCCUUUCCCAGAUUGGAAGAAUUGUUGAAAAUUCUGAUGCUGUUACUGAGAUUCUAAAUAAUGCUGAAUUACUAAAACAAAUUGUUUAUUGCAUCGGUGGAGAGAAUCUAUCUGUAGCAAAAGCGGCCAUCAAAUCCCUGUCAAGAAUAUCACUAACCCAAGCUGGACUGGAGGCUUUAUUUGAAAGCAAUCUGCUGGAUGAUUUGAAAAGUGUAAUGAAAACAAAUGACAUUGUUCGAUACAGGGUGUAUGAGCUAAUUGUAGAGAUUUCUUCUGUGUCACCAGAAUCUUUAAACUACUGUACCACAAGUGGAUUGGUAACCCAGCUCCUGAGAGAGCUGACUGGUGAGGAUGUGUUGGUCAGAGCCACCUGUAUAGAAAUGGUGACAUCACUGGCAUAUACUCAUCAUGGACGACAGUAUCUUGCUCAAGAAGGAGUAAUUGACCAAAUUUCUAAUAUAAUCGUUGGGGCAGAUUCAGACCCUUUCUCUAGCUUCUAUUUGCCAGGAUUCGUGAAGUUUUUUGGAAACCUGGCUGUCAUGGAUAGUCCUCAACAGAUCUGUGAGCGUUAUCCUAUCUUUGUGGAAAAAGUCUUUGAAAUGACAGAAAGUCAGGACCCCACUAUGACUGGUGUAGCUGUAGACACAGUUGGAAUCUUGGGAUCCAAUGUUGAAGGAAAACAGGUUUUACAGAAAACAGGAACUCGCUUUGAACGCUUGCUUAUGAGAAUAGGACAUCAAUCAAAGAAUGCCCCAGUGGAGCUAAAAAUUAGAUGUUUGGAUGCAAUUUCAUCUCUUCUGUACUUACCACCUGAGCAGCAGACUGAUGACCUUCUGAGGAUGACAGAAUCCUGGUUUUCUGCUUUAUCUCGGGAUCCACUGGAGCUCUUCCGUGGCAUUAGUAGUCAACCCUUCCCUGAACUACACUGUGCUGCCUUGAAAGUGUUUACGGCCAUUGCAAACCAACCCUGGGCUCAGAAACUUAUGUUUAACAGUCCAGGUUUUGUAGAAUAUGUGGUGGACCGGUCUGUGGAGCAUGACAAAGCUUCAAAGGAUGCCAAAUAUGAACUAGUGAAAGCACUUGCCAAUUCCAAGACAAUUGCAGAAAUCUUUGGGAACCCAAAUUAUUUGAGGCUCAGAACUUACCUGAGUGAAGGUCCAUACUAUGUGAAACCUGUUUCCACGACAGCAGUAGAAGGAGCCGAAUGAUUUCUUCUGGAGUCUCAUGUAGAGGACCACGCUUUGACCAAAACUUCUCCUAAGGCAUUUGACUCCAUCUAUAUUUCACAAAAGAGACUUCCUUCCCCCAAGAAUUAUCAUGGAUUGUCCGGUGUUACUUUGUCACCAACAUUGUUAUGUGUCUACAUUGAAAUGCAAAGUGGAACUAGGAGUUUGGAAUGCAUUAAGAGCAGGCAAGCUUGGUUAUAAUCCAGUGUUUUUCAGAUUCCUUUCACUGCCUUAAUCUUUGCAACAAGAUGGAAGUUUUUUUCUUCCCUCGAAAUUUUCAUCGACAUACAAUCUUUUUUUUUUUUUUUGAGAUGGAGUCUCACUGUGUCGCCCAG